AAGUCAACACACAUAUAUAUAUCUAUGUACAUGUGGGAGUAUAACUGAGCAAGAAUAACUAUGGAGUGGGAGUGGCUGUUGGAGUUCUUGAAGGGGAUGGUGAAGCCGGCGGCAGCCACCGCGAUUUUGUUGCUGGCGGCGGCGCUGUCAUAUUUUCAGAAGCUGAAACUAGAGGGGGAGAUGAUUUACGCCAUUGUUAGAGCUUUCAUUCAGCUCUCCAUUAUUGGGUUUGUGCUUCAAUUCAUUUUCAACCGAAGCAAUGGCUGGUGGAUCAUUCUUGCUUAUCUCUUCAUGGUCUCCGUCGCCGGGUACACCGCCGGCCAGCGAGCUAAACACGUCCCCCAUGGGAAAUAUAUCGCCGGAGCCUCCAUUUUGGCCGGUACAGCCAUAACCAUGUUUCUACUGGUUUUGCUGAACGUUUUCCCCUUCACUCCACAAUAUAUAAUUCCGGUCGCCGGAAUGAUGGUUGGCAAUGCCAUGACCGUCACCGGAGUUACGAUGAAAAGACUUCGUGACGAUAUUCGAACGCAAAUGAGUCUGGUGGAGACGGCGCUAGCCCUAGGUGCCACACCACGACAAGCGACGCUCGAACAAGUGAAAAGAUCGUUAGUCAUUGCGCUCUCACCGGUUAUCGACAAUACAAAAACCGUGGGGCUCAUAUCGCUUCCCGGAGCGAUGACCGGACUAAUAAUGGGGGGAGCUUCUCCGGUGGAAGCCAUUCAACUCCAAAUAGUGGUGAUGAACAUGCUCAUUGGGGCUUCAACCAUGAGUAGCAUUAUGUCUACCUAUUUUUGUUGGCCUAAUUUCUUCACAAAAGCUUACCAACUAGAAACAAACGUCUUCUCCAUCGAAUAAUUAAGGGUUCGUUUUUCUUAUGGU
Cynara cardunculus var. scolymus (artichoke) is the source of this 879-nucleotide messenger RNA. RefSeq names its product protein ALUMINUM SENSITIVE 3. The transcript has 3 exons. The record is from RefSeq and is a predicted model, not a curated record. The coding region runs from base 61 to 855 and encodes 264 amino acids. Lineage: Eukaryota; Viridiplantae; Streptophyta; Magnoliopsida; Asterales; Asteraceae. Gene Ontology annotation, biological process: response to aluminum ion.